GCUAAAUCAGUCUACAACUUUCCUAAAGAACGUGAAGUUGAUGUUUCUUAUACAAAACUGUGUUUUUGAUAUAAAUAAAUGUACUUUUUGUGUAAAACACAAUAAUUGAGUAAACCCGGAUAAAUCUAAUGAUCAUCUAUAACCAAAUGUAACGAUUACAUAAUGGUCGAUCAACAACCAAAGGACACAGACGGCAUUCAAAAACGGAACACUGCGUCGCGUUAUGACCAUAUUUUACGUCUCCUGCUGCUUGGUGACCAUAACGUUGGAAAGACGGCUGUUUUGCAAGCGUUCCGACGUCAAAACCUAGGCAACUUCAGGGGACGUCGCCAUUCGCAACCGUUGCGACCUUAUGUAACGGUUGACAUAGAGAUGAGCAGGGGAAAGCGUAACAUCAUGAUAAAGGCGGUUGACUCAGGUGAACGGCUUAUAUAUCCUAUGUUUGAGUCAAUUCAGCAUUACGUCUUCCUUUACAAAUGUUUGGACAUUCCGGGAACAUGUUUAGAUAGCAACUCUUAUUCUGUCGAAAUGGUUCUUUUAAGAAAGGGCAACGGAACUAUGAAGUUUGUUCGAGGCAGCGUUGUCCACCCCACGGAAUUAAAAGAAAAGCAUUACUUUAACCACCGCAAUGAAACGUAUAAGAAACAAGAAGCAAUACAAGAAGCUCAAGCCGACUAUUAUCUGAAAGUGGUUCUGCUGGGUGAUGUAGGUGUUGGAAAAACGCGACUGGCCAAUGACUACAGUUCUAUUUACAAGAAACCUAAAUCUGAGAGACGAAUCAUAGAACGCGAAAAAAGAACUGUUGAGUGUGUUAACAGAGUUUUGAAUGUCAGGAAUCUGUCGGUACUUCUUAGGUUAUAUGAUACUGCUGGUCAAGAGAAGUUCCGCAGUUUAACUGCCUCAUACUACAGGGGAGCGCACGGGUGUCUCGUGCUCUUCGAUGUCACCAAAGAAACUACAUUUAACAAUGUUCCAUAUUGGAUACAUGAUCUGAGGGAAUACUCGACCCAACCUGACAUCUGUACUAUUCUGGUGGGAACCAAAAGUCACGUGCCACAGGAAGAACGGGAAGUGACUUAUGAGCGCGCGCAGAAAUAUGCGGAAAGCGUCGAAUUACCUUAUAUGGAAGUAAGCUCAGAAGAAGGAAUAAGUGUGACAGAAGUGUUUGAAAAACUUGCAGAUGUUAUCAUUGAAACGCUUACUAAAGACAAAGAAAAUAGCAGUGAUGUGGCUCAGCAUCCAAAUAAAGUCAUACUUGGAAUUGAGGCUCAAAAGCAGAAGAAAACAUUCUCUUGUUCAUGCUGAAUCUUAAAAUUAUAAAACCUGUAUACUUAUCGCAACAAAGACAUGAACCUUGCCGUUGUAAGUGUGUACACAUAUUCAAGCAAAGACAUUAACCUUACCAUCAACUAUGUGAACCAACAUUAAAAUUCAGUAGCACGCUCAGUCGUGACUCUAUCUUUUUUAUUUGUGGCAUGUUGUGACAGACACAUAAAAAUACAGGUGCAAGUAUUUUGGAAUUUCAACUGCAUGCUUGAACAUGUUCGAUUACAUCUGAACUUCUUUGAUCUCAUUUUGUAUAUAUACUCUUUUCUUGUGUUGCAUAAGCGAUGCUUACUGGUAUCAUUAGAAAUUAGAACACACAUAACCAAACAAUGUGUAAGAACAUGUGCGUCUAUCUAGAUUGUUACAAAGUGUUAAACAACGGUCGAGUGAGCCUGUACGUUGACCUUUUGAACUGUAUAACUAAUUAGGAUUUAUCUAUUGUAAUAGACCUUAGUGGUCAAUAUUUAUUUUCCAUUGAGAAGGUAGUAUACUUCAAUUUGCCAACACAUUAAUAUCAGUAAAUCAGCAGUCAGUCGUUAUAAAUUUUAAUCAGGUGAACCGGUAGAUAAUAACAGUGGCUGGCCCACUUCGUUGUUUGUUUACACAAUCGUAUGUAGACCACUAAAAUGUUAAAGGCUGUUUAAAACCAUUUAUAUCUAUAAGUACGUACUAUUAACUUUUAACUAUUACCUAUUGAUAUCUAAUUGUACUUUAUUAGUAUAUAUGUACGAUGUCUUCUUGGUUAAGUUAUAUUUUAAGAUAUCAAAGAAGAGUUGAGAUUUCGGUAAAAAGUGUGAGAUUUGUUUGAAAUUCAACUCUUCAACACUACAUUCUGAACGUAACAAUCUUGGAAAAAAAUGUUUGUUUUAGAUGUACCAAUUUCUUUUCAUAAUAUUGAUUGAUCUUACAGCAAUACUUUAUUUAGUAAAAUAAGCUUAUCUUAAAUCUCGUAUAUAUAUAUAUAUAUAUUGAUUACUAAUAUAUAUUUAUAUGAUUGUGUGACUUCGUCAGCGAGAAAAAAGAACUGCUGAGGUAAAAGUUCUUUUUGCAAAAUAAUGUGCCUCAUAAGAAGGAAAUUUGUGCUUUAUUCAUAACUUCUUUUUUUAAAUAUAAUUCAUUUUUCAUAACCCUUUAUUUAUUUUAAAUAGUAAUGUGAAUAUCUCCACAUGAUACAUUUCACACGAGGUCACCAUAUAUGUACAAAGUAUUGUAAACAACCCAAUUUGAACUUGGAUUGGUUAAAUUACAAUGUUAUCUUCUUAACCUAAUACUUGAUAUAAGGAAGAAAUUGUAACAUUCAUGAUAUAACUAGGCCUAUCACAGGAGCGAUGGAAACGUCCACACGUCGCCUGAUCCCCCAAUUAAAUGUAUUGUUCCAGGCAUAGAACAUAAUUCAAAAUAAUGUUUUAUCAUUAUUGAAAAAAGUAAUUAUCAUUGGCUUAAAGAUACUCGCUCAUGUUUUGGACCAAAACGAAUUUGCGUCUGAAAACACUUAUUUUAUAAUUAUUUUACUGUUGGAUACCAAAAUUGCAGAAAAUGCAGUCGAACCACGUUGGCUCGAACUCGCUUGGCUUGAAUUCCUCGUUGGCUCGAACUCGCUUGGCUUGAAUUCCUCGUUGGCUCGAACUCGCUUGGCUUGAAUUCCUCGUUGGCUCGAACUAGAUAUAGAGGACCGAUUUCUUUAUACUUAAGGUUAACAAUCCCGGUUGGCUCGAACUAGAUGUAGAGGACCGAUUUCUUUAUACUUAAGGUUAACAAUCCCGGUUGGCUCGAAUUUUCGGAGGCUCGAGGUAUUUUCGCCGGGAGUUCGACCCAACGGGGUUCGACUGUAUACAAUUAGAGUAUAAAAAUAUUUUGGUUUUAGUGGGAAGCAAACCUACACAGUUAAAAAAAUUUUUAAGAAAAACCGAAGCCUUAAAAACACAAUCAUAAAGACUUAUACAUAAGAUUGAUAUUUUAACCUUUAUCGGAUACUUUGGUAACAUCACGUGAUAAUGUGAUCAACCAUUCAUGCAAAAACGUUUUGGCGAAUCGCGUUGCCAACGAUUUUUUUUUUAAAUUAUGGUCUUCAAAGACAAUAUUUGAGCAAAAAUCAGCAUUUGUUGAAGGGUUCCAGCUUUCAGUAUACCAGUUUUAAUACUUAGAAUGAUUUGCCUCACAUUAUUUCGUAAUGUUAUUUUGUUAAAAGUGCAUUUUUCAAACCAUGAGUGAGUCCCAUUCAGGGCAUGCAAACACAAUUGUUUACCUUUUAAUAUUAAAGUAAUAACAUUCCUAACUUUGUUGGUGUAGCUACUUGUAGGCAUUGAUAAUACCUCUCAAUUAGUGAGAAUAUUGUUUAAAAAGAUGCAUUAUAAUGUUGUAGGCUAUAACAUAGACCAACACGAAUAUAAUUUUGUCUAUAUUGGUUAUAAAUGAUAAAAAAAUAAUCUAACAUAAGAUACCGAAAAUCAAAAUACAAUAAUAUUUUGAAAUGUUUAUAUAAUGUUUUUCUUGUUUUGUAUCGAUUUGUAUUUUGUACAAUAUGUAUAAAAUUGAUGUGUUAUGAGCAAAAUAAACGGAUUGUCAGAUUUGACACAUCCAAAGAG
Messenger RNA from Mya arenaria, 3911 nucleotides. RefSeq lists its product as uncharacterized. Gene Ontology annotation, molecular function: GTP binding; GTPase activity. The transcript has 4 exons. Lineage: Eukaryota; Metazoa; Mollusca; Bivalvia; Myida; Myidae. The record is from RefSeq and is a predicted model, not a curated record. Bases 163 to 1305 code for a protein of 380 amino acids.